Molecule: messenger RNA, 1564 nt
Organism: Cladocopium goreaui
Lineage: Eukaryota; Dinophyceae; Suessiales; Symbiodiniaceae
Source: the annotation of a GenBank genome assembly
UUAGUCAUUAGCAAUGUCCUUCUGCAAUGUCCACGGUUGCGAUGACACAGAGGAGAGGCCUUUGUUGCCCACAGAAAUGUCAGACUCAGACUCACGUGCUUCAGAAGACUCAGGCAUCGUCGCACGGUGCUGCGAUUUCACAAAGCGGCGAUCUUCGUUGAUUUCACCAAUCGAAGUUGCAGAAAUCGCGCGAGUAUCUGAGCGAAUCCCCCCAUGCUAUGACUAUGAUGGUGAAGCGAUCGAUUAUUUUUCCCAGGAGGUUGGGCCAUCUAUUCCGCUUUUGUGGAUGCUGAACGUGGCCAUGUUGCUCCAUGUCGCAUUUUUCUUUUUGAUCACUUGGUGUUUCAGGCGAUGCCAUCAGUCGAGCGCCUACCCGAGCAAGCCGAUUUGGGCAUGGGCGGUUGCUAUUUGGCUGUUGCCAUUGCGGCUGGUGGCUGAACACUUUGCCUUGAACUGUGCAUUGCCACCCUAUGUCCGAGAUAUGCUCAAGUACGAGUCUUAUGAGACUGCUCUUGAGUUGAAAAUGUUUGACAUCAGCGGCUUUUCUGUGCCUUCUACCUAUUGGGUUUGCUACUGCCUGAUUCUUACGGCCUUGGAUUUUGCUGACGUCAUUACGGACGUUGCUUAUGCUGGCAGCAUGUCCUUCGGAGGCGUGGAUCUGUGCUCGCAUGGGAACACCAGUGCUCUGUGGAUUCAUUGGUGGCACCACAGUGCGUUUCACUUCUUGGGCAUUCCAUGUAUUUCAUUGGACACAUUGUCACUGCUUGCACUGAUCUUGUCUCUCUUUCAAACAGUGAUCCCACUUGCGACAAUGCUUCGCAAGGGAUUUCCUGACAAACCUGUGAAGUAUGAACGAGGAGAUGAUGGGCAUGCACACUCGUGCAUCACUGGUGGUGAGCUGUACAAUGAUGAUGUCUUUUUUGCUUUGGGAGAAGCUGCCGGACUUGAAUCACUUAAGCAGAUGGCCUUCAAGGUCAAGGUUUGCAACAUCGAGCGCCUAGUGAACAUGAAAAAGGAGUGGAGGAUUAUGGGCUAUGCAGAGCCCCUGAGCAAGCAUUUUGCGGAAAGGUUCUUUCUGUCCUACCUUCUGGAGAACGGCAUCCAGCUCAAUCUGCAGUCAUGGGUCUUGGUCAUCAACAAAGUUCAGGCCCCAUCCAUGCCAAUGAUGCCCAUCCUGUCCGUGGCGCUCAGUUUCUUCAUGAUCGUUUUGAAGUUGCUGGAGGUAAGAAAGUUCAUCUCAAUUUGGCACCACAUUGAAGAAAUUGCCAGUGGGGCAUCGGUGCCAGAAGAGGAGCGGUCAAAGUUUGAAGCCAAAUUACUAUUGUUCCGAAGGCGAGGAGUUGCCGUUGUUUCUGCGACCAUUCUUUUGUUCCUGGCUCUAUGCGGAGCCUGUGUGACCUUGAGUGGCAUCGGGAGGUGCCCAGGUGAAAUCCACACCUGGCAUGGUUGCCUUCACAUUAAAGUCGACAUACCCGCCAAUAGCAGUUGAAAGUAUGGUUCAGCAGUCGCCAAAGAGUGUCAUUCCUGCAAAGCCAGAUGGACGCGCGGUUGCUCGAGGAGAAAA